This is a messenger RNA of Anoplopoma fimbria (sablefish), 1224 nucleotides long. RefSeq names its product acidic mammalian chitinase-like. Bases 1 to 1224 code for a protein of 407 amino acids. Gene Ontology annotation, molecular function: chitinase activity; chitin binding. The transcript is spliced from 11 exons. Gene Ontology annotation, cellular component: extracellular region. Lineage: Eukaryota; Metazoa; Chordata; Actinopteri; Perciformes; Anoplopomatidae. The record is from RefSeq and is a predicted model, not a curated record. Gene Ontology annotation, biological process: chitin catabolic process; carbohydrate metabolic process.
AUGUGCAAGCUCACUCUAAUCACAGGUCUCUGUUUGAUCAUCUGCAGCUUUGCAUCCUCCUCCAGGCUGGUGUGUUACUAUAACAGCGAGGCUGAAAAUAGAGCGGAUGAUGGGAAGUUCACAAUUUCAGAUAUCGAUCCAAACAAGUGUACACAUCUGAUCUAUGCCUUUUCUGACAUUAACAACACAAAUGAGCUGGUGCCCAACAAUGCAGCUGACUUACAACGCUAUCAGUCUUUCAAUGGACUCAAAACCAGCAAUCCACUGCUCAAGACCCUGCUGGCGGUUGGAGGCUUGACCUUCAACACACAGAAAUUCAGUACAAUGGUGGCAAACGAACAAGAAAGAACAAAGUUCAUCAAGUCUGCAAUCACACUACUGAGAGCCAAUGGCUUUGAUGGACUAAACCUGGACUGGAGGCACCCUGGGGGAUCUGGAAGCCAAACAGAGGACAAGCAGAGAUUCACACUGCUGUGCAAGGAGCUCAAUGAGGCCUUUGUUGAUGAAGGAACAGCGUCUAACCGUGACAGAUUAAUCGUCACUGCAAGUGUCUCUGCUGAGAAAGCAACCAUCGAUGCCAGUUAUCAAGUAUCAGAGAUUGCCAUGUACCUGGAUUUCAUUAAUGUGUUGACAUUUGACUUUCACGGCCCCUGGGAAAGUGUCACAGGACAUCACAGCCCACUAUACCAGGGAUCCCAAGACACUGGAAACAAAACCUACUUGAACACUGACUAUGCCAUGCGGUACUGGAGGGACGAGGGAGCACCUACACAAAAGCUAAACUUGGGGUUAGCGGCAUAUGGGCGCGCUUUUGACCUGUCCACUGCAUCCAGUGAUGUUGGAGCACCAGCCAGUGGUCCUGGUGAAGAAGGCUGCUACACCGGUCAAGAGGGAUUCUGGGCCUCUUAUGAGACUUGCCUUUAUAUUGAAGAGGUUACUACCGAGCUGAUUGUUGAUCAGAAAGUUCCAUAUGCCACCACAGAAAAUCAGUGGGUUGGAUUUGACAACAAAGACAGCCUUGAUACUAAGGUCAGCUACCUAAAAACUAACAACUUUGGAGGAGCCUUUGUCUGGUCUCUGGACCUGGAUGACACUACUGGACAGUUCUGCAAAAUGGGCAACAGCCCUUUCAUCAGCCACCUUCAUACUCUCCUGGUUCCAGAACUGCACUCUGAAGCGACCCUGAGGUGUAGGCACAAAAGCUGUGCACCAUUAUUAAUCUGA